Messenger RNA from Effrenium voratum, 368 nucleotides. The record is from the annotation of a GenBank genome assembly. NCBI's taxonomy places the organism in Eukaryota, Dinophyceae, Suessiales, Symbiodiniaceae.
UGGGCCGGGCGCAUGGAGGCCGCAGUGGAGCGGCCCACCGCCAAGCAGCCGCUUUGGCUCAAGGUGGACCGUGCGGUGCAGCGCGCCGCGCGGGUGGAGUCCGCCAGGAUGAGGUGCGCGCUGGAAGCGACGGACCCCGACCAGCUGCAGGCAAUGAUGACCUGGUGGAUGGCCCGAGACCCCACAGCGGCCUCGUCCGGCGGCACGGCCACCGCACGCCUGCUGCAGGAAGACGCGUCGAAGGCUGAGGAGGGGGAGGGCGAGACCCUCGGGGCAUUGCUCUUCUCUGAGCGCUUGCACCGGAGGUUUCCAUACACCUCCUUCUAUGGCCCAGAUGACUAUGCCGUGGGUGGUUCCGUGUCAGAGGC